CCAUACAUCGUGUAUAUGGGUGACUUGCCCGCUGGAUCUCCCUCGACCACGGUGGCGGAUGACCACCAUAAUCUGCUUUUGGACGCCAUUGGAGAGUAUAUAUUUCAUUGCACCCUUUACUAUUUGAAUAUAAUUAAGAUGUGUGGUUUUGAAAUUAUGUAACAAUAACCUUAUUCAUACUCAUACUCAUAUUUUUUAGUUGUAUAUUGUGGUGUGUGUUGGAAACCUUAUCAAAGUCUAAUAUUGAUUAGAUAAGAUUAUAUAAGUAAUAACAACUAUCUUUAUUGGUACAAAGUCUUUUAGGUGAAAUAAAAGCAAAGUCAUAAGGACAAUAUGUCAAAACUAGACAAUAUCAUACCAGUUAGGCUCUCAGAUUUUAAGUUAGUUUCCAUAUUGUGCUUAAUCUCGGUAUUGUCCUUAGAUUUCAAAAUUAACAAACUUUCAUAACAUAAUUGUUUGUUUAUGUGCAUCCUUCGACCCUUCGACCCAUCAAAUCCUUUCUAAAAUGUUUAUUGAAGUAAAACUUUCAUCAGAUAAGACAUACCAAUGGAAAUAAUCGUCCACAAUGAUAUCACUUCCUUCUUUAAUUCAUCCACGUGUGAUUUUGUUCGCACUUCCAGAAAACAAAGGACGUGUUUAUAUAAUUGCUUAGUCCCGAAAGUAGAGAGAAAUUAAUUAGGUGAUUGAUAAUAAAUAAAUUAGAAUAAUUGGGCAGUGAAAAGAUAGCGAGAGAAUCCAAAAUAUACAGCUAUGGAAAGAGCUUCAAUGGGUUCGCAGCCAGACUUUUGCCUGACGAAGCCACCAAGCUCUCAGGUAAAUGAAGAGAGUGUGGUUUCGGUGUUUGAGAGCAGAAAGAAGAGAGUUCUGACGACAAGAUCAUGGGAGUUUUUGGGAUUAAAUCAUCAGUAUUCCAAACGUAACCCAUUAAUCGAGUCUAAUCUCAUUGUCGCCGUUUUUGAUACGGGGAUUUGGAUAGACAGUCCUAGUUUCAGCGAUGAAGGUUAUGGUCCACCUCCCCCUAAAUGGAAGGGAAAAUGUGUCACUGGACCCAACUUCACUGCCUGCAACAACAAAGUGAUCGGUGCCAAUUACUUCGAUCUAGACAAAGUAACCUCAUACCCAGAGUUGAGCGUUGCGGACACGGACGGCCAUGGAUCUCACAUCGCCUCCACUGUGGCUGGUUCCGCGGUGGCGGGUGCAAGCUUGUACGGUCUCGCCAAAGGAACUGCGCGCGGCGGCGUGCCUUCAGCUCGGAUUGCAGUCUACAAAGUGUGCUGGAGUGUUUUCUGCAACGAAAUGGACGUUCUUGCUGCCUUCGAUGAGGCCAUCGCUGACGGCGUCGAUUUAAUUUCCGUCUCCAUAGGUUCCCCGCCGAUGGAUUUCUUCAGGGACGGCCAGGCGAUUGGGGCUUUUCAUGCCAUGAAGAAGGGGAUUCUGACUACCACCGCUGCCGGCAACGACGGCCCUGAAUUGUUCACCGUAGAGAAUGUGGCGCCGUGGAUUAUGACCGUGGCUGCAACGGGCAUUGAUAGAGGAUUCGUCACCGCUUUCGAACUCGGUAAUGGCAACAAAUUUACUGGAGGUUCCAUCAACACUUUCUCUCCACAGAAACAAAUGCACUCUCUUACAAGCGGGGCCAAAGCCGCCUUCAACAAUGGCACACCCCAUCAAGGAAAUGCAAGUGCUUGUGAUCCAAAUGCUAUGAACCAAAGCAAGGUGAAGGGAAAGAUUGUAUAUUGCUUGAAAACUUAUACAGAUCCCUCCAUCAAAUCCUUAGGAGGCACUGGAGUCAUUCAACUCACUCAACAACAAACCGAUUAUUCCUCUAUUUUGCUUCUUCCUGGGGCUACCAUCCCUUCUGUUUCUGGCAAAUACAUUGAUCUUUAUAUCAAUUCCACCAAGAAUCCUAAAGCUGUCAUUUAUAAGAGUGAAACUGUCAAAAUUGAUGCUCCUUUUGUUGCUUCUUUCUCUUCUAGAGGGCCUCAGCGUAUCAGUAGUAACAUUCUCAAGCCUGAUCUUUCUGCACCAGGGAUAGACAUCUUGGCUGCUUAUACAAAACUAGCAACUUUGACAGGAGAUACGUCAGACAGUAGAUAUAGUUUUUUCACUGUAAUGUCAGGUACAUCCAUGGCAUGUUCUCAUGCCACGGCAGCUGCAGCGUAUGUUAAGUCAUUUCACCCUGACUGGUCUCCGGCUGCAGUCAAGUCCGCUCUCAUGACCACUGCAACCCCAAUGAAGAUCAAAUCUGAAGACGUUGUGCUCGGCUCUGGAGCAGGACAAAUAAAUCCAACUAAGGCAGUGCAUCCAGGCCUUGUUUAUAAUAUCUCGUUCGACUCCUACAUCUCAUUCCUCUGCAAAGAAGGCUACAAUAACACAACAAUUGGCCUACUUGGUGGUAGCAAAAAGUAUAAUUGCUCCAAAAUCAAGCCUGCACAAGGAACCGAUGGUCUCAACUACCCUACAAUGCACAAACAGCUCUCAGAUCCUAGUUCUGCCAUUGAGGCGGUCUUUUAUCGAACAGUAACUCAUGUUGGGUAUGGUGCAUCGUUGUACAGGGCAAAUAUAUCAUCCCCAGAUAGCCUAUCUGUCAAAGUUUUUCCAGACACCCUAAAUUUUGUUAAGUUACAUGAAACAAGGACGUUUAAAGUUGUAGUGAAGGGCAAACCUAUGCCAAAAGGAACACAGAUUCUAUCAGCUUUACUUGAAUGGACCGACUCUAAACACAUAGUUAGAAGCAAUAUCCUUAUCUACAGGGAAAAGAUCUAAGUUUUGACAUGCUUUUUGGUAGAAGACUAGAUGAUCAACUGCAGGUUUUGUUUUUGUAUUGACAUCACGAUUGGUUUUCUUUGUAUAUAAUGAUUGAUGAAUUUGUCCUCUUCAUUCA
Messenger RNA from Cucumis sativus (cucumber), 2884 nucleotides. RefSeq names its product subtilisin-like protease SBT4.15. The transcript has 9 exons. The record is from RefSeq and is a predicted model, not a curated record. Gene Ontology annotation, molecular function: serine-type endopeptidase activity. Lineage: Eukaryota; Viridiplantae; Streptophyta; Magnoliopsida; Cucurbitales; Cucurbitaceae. Gene Ontology annotation, biological process: proteolysis. Bases 751 to 2766 code for a protein of 671 amino acids.